UGAUAAGAUGUUGCAUAUCUCAUGAAACUACUGCAGAUCCACACUGAAACAGGAAAUGGCUGAAGGAACAAACCCAACUGCGAUCUCUUGUGUGAGAGCUCUCACAGCUUUUGUUGAAAAUGGAAAAGCUCUGCUGGACCUCGCCGAGAAGGAGAGCAAAGAAGUCUGUCUGUUAAGAGGAAAAGGGAUGCAGAGGAUCUAUGGAGAAAAAACAAUCACCGAUGUAACACAGGUGCAGUGGGAUUCCUUUCUACAGCGUUUGGAUGAUGAGUUACAACUUAGCGCUAAAAUACUGGCUGGGGACCAUCAGUCAAAAUGUGUUUCACCUGACACAGCUCUCAUCGAUGCCAAAACAGGAGAGACAGUGACAAUGGAGAAAUAUCUUGGGAAAGGUAAAAAGAUCCUGCUGGUGUUAAUCCGUCAGUUCUCCUGUCUGCUCUGCCGUCUCCAUCUUAAAGAUCUGGAGAAGAAUCAGAGAACCCUGGAUGAACACUCUGUGGAAGUGGUGGUUGUUUCAUUCGGUUGUCAGGAGGGAGCUUCACACUGGCUACAGGAGACAGGCUGUCGCUACGACAUGCUGCUGGACCCUGAUAGAAAGAUAUACACCACAUUCGGCCUGGAGGCGUCUCUGACGAAGGUUUUGAACUUCAGUAACAUGCUGCUCUAUGCUGAGUAUGUGAUGGACAAUAUGGAAUUUCCAAGAGAACUUCCAUCGAUACAAGACGACAUGUUUCAGCUGGGAGGCGACUUUGUUUUGGACGAACAUGGGAGGGUGCUGUUCUCUCACUGCUGCCAGAGCCCAAUAGACCGACCCUCGGUGGAGGACAUUUUAUCUGCACAAUGAAGAUUAAACUCCUUCAUGCACAACACAGAUUAAUUAAAGGGAAACAGGAACAGGAGAUGUCAGCUGAUAAAGUUCUCGUACCAAGUUCAGAAUAAGAGUGAUUGCUAAGGAGAGUUGCAAAAUGAUUUAGCAACAAAAUGAA
Molecule: messenger RNA, 986 nt
Organism: Toxotes jaculatrix (banded archerfish)
Lineage: Eukaryota; Metazoa; Chordata; Actinopteri; Toxotidae
Product: prostamide/prostaglandin F synthase-like
Exons: 7
Coding region: 56-844 (262 amino acids)
Source: RefSeq, a predicted model, not a curated record